GCCUUGUUCACAAAAGCUGAGGGGCGUGCCAGAAAGCAGAGGUUCAAGAGUAUCACUUGCCAUAGCCAACGGGCACCAGGCAUCCAGGUACAUCCAAAGCAAGCGGAGCAGCUGGGAGACUUGGACUUUGGCCAUGGGGAGAAAGCGUGGGGGAGAAGGCGGCGAGGAUGCCCCAUUUCCGAGUGUUCCUGCAGGAGCUUUGGACCCGAUAGCACUGGGCUUCCCACCACCGCCUGGCGCUGCCCCAGCCCCAGCCGCCGCCCCGGCCCUCCCCUCCGCCCCCGUGCCUACCCCCCCAGCCCCGGCCAGCGGGGCAGCCGCGCCGCCCCCGGGACCGGGUUUGGGGCUGCCCAUCAUGCCGCAAAUGCCGGGGAUGCCACAGAUGCCGCAGAUGGGGCAGAUGGGGCAAUUUCCAGGGCUGCCUGGCCAGCUGCCCGGGUUGCAGAUGGGGCUGCCGGGGCUGCCUGGGAUGCCAGGACAAAUGCGGCCAGGUUUGCCUAUGCCGCCAAAGGCGCCAGGAAUGGGGCUGCCGGGGAUGCCCUCCAUGGGUGCCAUGGGUCUGCUGCCGGGCAUGGCGGCGCCGCCACGGCUGCCAGGAAUGCCACCGCCGGGAUCUCUCGAUUCGGAGGCAUUGGCCCAGAUGAGGUUCCAGCAGGUCGCCGUGGAGUACGAGCAGAUCAAGAGUGCCGGCAUUGACCCGCAAGUGCAGGAGUUGGCAGAGUACCACGGCCUAGACGAGAGAGCCACGCGUGCGCUGGAUGAAGAGAUGAAAAAGCGACGGGGCUCGUUUGAGUCAGAUAUGCAGGCUCUUUGGGUCGGAUUGGAGGGCUCCAAGAAUCCAUCAGGAAUGCUGAUGAUGAAGCUGAAAGACAUGCGCAUGGGAGUCUUCAAGGGCAUGACGGCUCUGAACAAGAAGAUCCAAGACUUCGCAAAACGGAAUCGAUUGGAUGCACAAGCCGCCGUGAAGCUGGGCGAGGUCAUGGAGGGUCGUGAUGACAUUGACGGCGAUCUUGCAAAGAUAGCCAAGCAUUUGGAAAGAUCCAACAAGCCAUCCUCCUUGAUGAUGAUGAUGCUCCGUGAACUGCGAGAUGGCAAGCCGGUGAAGGAUCCGGAGUACGCGGCUGCUAUUGGCAGCAAGAUCCAUGAGCGCGAACUCCGAGAUGCUAUGAAGGACCGCGAUCGAAGCCGCAGCAAGCCUAGAGGUGGUAGAGACGAAUCAAAAGGUGGUCGACACGACAGGGAGAGGCGCGAUCGUGACCGAGAUAGGGAGCGGGACCGUGACCGCCGGGAUGAUCGUCGUGUCGGUGAAUCGGCAAGUUGCAAGGCUCAAAUCGCCAGGACAGAGGUGACCGUGAGCGCGGUGGCGGUGACCGUGGAGAUCGUGGGGACCGUGGUGGUGGUGGCGAGCGAGGUGACCGAGGUGAUGGGGGAGGUCGGUGAUGCCCGACAUGGCAAAGAAGACGAGCACCAUUUUGCUGAUGAGACCCGCUUCAUGAGUUGCGCCCGCUGUUUGCUUGCAGGGUUACUAUUCACAGGCAAGGAUAUAUCAGUGUGGGAAGAGAGAAGUGUAUGGAGACCAGUCUCCCAGUGAAUGGGAUUGUGAUCGAAGGCCAGUUCUGAAGCAAGAAUUGCAAUCCUGCGC
Molecule: messenger RNA, 1642 nt
Organism: Effrenium voratum
Lineage: Eukaryota; Dinophyceae; Suessiales; Symbiodiniaceae
Source: the annotation of a GenBank genome assembly